Messenger RNA from Lacerta agilis (Sand lizard), 2238 nucleotides. It is a transcript of the gene RALB, whose product is annotated as RAS like proto-oncogene B. Gene Ontology annotation, molecular function: GTPase activity; GTP binding; GDP binding. Bases 197 to 817 code for a protein of 206 amino acids. The record is from RefSeq and is a predicted model, not a curated record. The transcript has 5 exons. Lineage: Eukaryota; Metazoa; Chordata; Lepidosauria; Squamata; Lacertidae. Gene Ontology annotation, cellular component: plasma membrane. Gene Ontology annotation, biological process: Ras protein signal transduction.
AAAGCCUAGCCAUACUAAACAAGUGAACUGCUCUGUUCUGAACAUAAGACAAUUUAUGUGUGGCUUUUGCCUGUUUCAUUCAGUUCUGAAGAAUUUGAUUCAAGGAAUCUGAAUUCACCACAGUUCAAAGGAAGGAAGAAUCCCAAGCACGCUCAUCGGUCUGCUUUGGUGGUGCUUGACAACAGUGCAGAAAAAAAUGGCUGCUAACAAGACAAAAAACCAGAGCUCUCUGGCCCUCCACAAAGUAAUCAUGGUUGGCAGUGGAGGUGUGGGCAAAUCAGCACUUACACUUCAGUUCAUGUAUGAUGAGUUUGUUGAAGACUAUGAACCUACAAAGGCUGAUAGUUACAGAAAGAAAGUAGUUUUGGAUGGUGAGGAGGUACAGAUCGAUAUUUUGGAUACAGCUGGACAAGAAGAUUAUGCAGCUAUUCGAGACAAUUACUUCCGUAGUGGAGAGGGUUUUCUCCUAGUUUUCUCCAUAACUGAGCAUGAAUCCUUUACAGCAACGGCAGAGUUUAGGGAGCAGAUCCUGCGUGUAAAAGCUGAAGAGGACAAGAUACCUUUACUUGUGGUGGGAAAUAAAUCUGACUUGGAAGACCGUCGGCAAGUGCCUGUAGAAGCGGCUAGAAGUAAAGCAGACGAGUGGGGAGUACAGUAUGUAGAGACAUCAGCAAAAACCAGAGCAAAUGUAGAUAAGGUAUUCUUUGAUUUAAUGAGAGAGGUUAGAGCCAAGAAGAUGUCGGAAAACAAAGACAGGAAUGGCAAGAAGAGCGGCAAGAACAAGAAGAGCUUUAAAGAAAGAUGCUGCUUAUUGUGAUCUUUAGGAACUGUACCUACAGGCUGCGGAAUUAACAAGACAUUUACCACUAAGGGUAGAGGACUGGGUGAAUGAGAAGACAUCUUGACCCAAUAAGCUUUUCCACUCACAUAAUAGCCUUUUUGAAAGUGCAAAACUUGGUUUGAAAAAAUUGUGAAGUUCAACAAAUCCAUGUAUACUGAAAGGGACAAUUAUUGAAAGCAGCUGUCCGUGCUAAAAAUAUUGCCAGCAAAUCUUCUUAUCAGCAGUAUGAUCACUCUGAAUUUCUCUCCCGAUGUUGCUCCCAAUGUUGGCACUCCCUCUACGGACUCUUCCUCAGUCUCCUGCAGUGGCUAGUUCUCAUUGAAGUUCAACCAAAGUUACCUGCCUCUCCUAUGUGACUUCAGUUUUGGUGCUCCUAAUAAAGGCAUAAGCCUUUAGCCAUCCUUUUAAAAGGGAAAGUUAAGACAUACAGAGGUCUCUCUGGUCUCUGAAAUUUGCACACAAUUGUAUUAAAGUAGGUUAUGAUGCUACUAUUUUGCCAACAUAUUGGAUGGACGCUAUAAGGACUUAGUCAUUCAGAAACAAAGACUCAAUAGUGAAUUGGUGUUUGAGUCAUCGCUGCAGUAUUCCUGAAUUGAGCCUAUAAUUUCAGAGCAUUAGUGGUUAUAUUCUGGCACACUGUAUUUCCAAUUUAUUUCCUCCUUCAUUCCAACAGCUUAUUCGGGGUAAAUGGGCAAGGCAUCUUUCUAAUAUUGAGAAAUUCAUAGGUUUCUCUGUCAAGUAAUUCCAUCCUGUCUGCCAAAUACUAGACUUUCUCCCCCCCCCCCAAAAAAAACUUGAACAUUCUAUUUGUGGUGCCGCAGUGAGUUUGUAAACAUGUAUUGAAGCAGUAGAAAUUGGUGCAUUUGUACUCUUUCAGUGUUUAACAAGGGAAUUCGUUUCUUUUAAAAAAAAAAAAAUUGUGAGGGCCCACACUGAAAUCUAGUGAGCUUCCAUUCAGUCUCAUUUAAAGUCUGCGAGGACCAUCCGUGAGUAACUUAACUCUGCGCACACACUCAAUUGAAAUUAAUUGUAAUUAUGCAAAUCUAAGGCCCUUGUGCAGCAGAGUCCUGGGGAUUGUGCCAUACAGAAGCACUUUGCUAUUUAACUAUGCUGGGUUUUCCUUCCCUUUCUGUAAUGAGUUAUUGCUGUCUUUGUAAUUUCAAGAGUGGCAUUCGGACACUCAAUACUAUUUUGCUAAGAGCAGGGGUGUGUGGGAUUAAAGCAAGGGAAGUGAAUGAUCUUUUCACAUCUUUAUAGUUGCCCCUUUAAAGUGACAUCUGAGCUAAUUAUGUGAAGUUGCCAAAUGCCUGACCCUUAUUGUUGUUGCACAGGUUGUAUUAAUUCUGCUGCUGCAAAACUUUUUAUAUAGUUGCUCAAUAAAUCAUGGGGAGAAGUCU